AUGGCCGCUAUUUCCGAAGAGUACGCACAUAUUUUGGACACUCAUUGGGGCUCCUUGCAUGAAGGCUGGCCAGCUGUGGACAAGGCCAAAUUUCAUCGUACUGAGAUGAAGAACGUUUCAGACAUAGAAACUGUGAAGUCCGCUCUCUUGGACCGCCUUGGCUACAUACCUGGUUUCUUCUUCCUUACUCAGAUCUUUGGGACUCAUGACUAUGGCAGCCCAUACAGGAACGUCGAAAAAGGCCUACUUUUGUUAUAUGCCCUGGUAACUGGUGACUCGUUGUCAAAUAUGGCGCGCUUUGUGCCCAAGACAUCUUUUUAUGACCUGCGCAAGGAGUUCUACCUACAAGAUCAUCAGAAACUGCAUCAUACAAUCACCUCUAAGCUGUACACCAUGUGCUCAACUCUGAAGUUGCGCUUGCUUCUUGCGAAGAAUAAUCCAGAUCCAUUCAAGCACGUUACAUUGAAUCUGGAUGGCCAUGAUUCUCGUGUCAGCUAUAUAAAUGCGAAUAAACCUAGACUUUAUUCUUACAAGCUCAAGAAGUCUAAGAAGUCUGGAUUUCGUGUGCAGGUGUGCGCAGACAUGAAUAACAUCGUGCUGUUUGUAUCCAAGCCUGCACCAUGUAAGGAUAACAACGAUGGCACCAUGCUAGUCAAGAUGAAGAUUCCAUCCCUCAUCCACAAACUUGACUGCAUUGCUCUGGACGGUGGAUACAACGGGUUUUGGGCCAAAUUGUGGAGGCAGACCCAGUAUAACAAGGCUUUUGGUGGAUUUCGAUCCAAAAUCGAAAGCUGCUUUGCAGAUCUCCAGUCUAAGUUUGCUAAGUUCACGCACAAUGCACCUGUCCGGUUUGCUGAUGAGAAGCCAUUCGAACUCCAGUUCAAGCUGUGUUGUCUACUCACGAAUAUAAAGAAGCUGGUAGCAAGUCAGAACAUUGCCAUUCAGCCACAUCAUGGAUUCUGGAUGCAGGAUGGAUUUGACUUCCUUGAGAGCAUCGAGUACCAGGAGUCCUAUGAGAAGCAACCCAAUAUCAAGGCCAAGUUAGGCUAUGGCCAUGAUCUGCUGGAGCUUCAGGAAGCGUUUAUGUCCACUACCGUAUCUCGAUCUAGCACUGCAGAACCUGAAGAUUCUGCUACGACUGAUAUGUCACAGGAAGACUCGGGAGAGACUAAGAUUCUGGAGGCACCGAGGAGAUGA
Molecule: messenger RNA, 1197 nt
Organism: Gamsiella multidivaricata
Lineage: Eukaryota; Fungi; Mortierellomycota; Mortierellomycetes; Mortierellales; Mortierellaceae
Exons: 2
Coding region: 1-1197 (398 amino acids)
Source: RefSeq, a predicted model, not a curated record